Molecule: messenger RNA, 1065 nt
Organism: Vigna unguiculata (cowpea)
Lineage: Eukaryota; Viridiplantae; Streptophyta; Magnoliopsida; Fabales; Fabaceae
Product: FBD-associated F-box protein At2g26860-like
Molecular function (GO): protein binding
Source: RefSeq, a predicted model, not a curated record
AUGGCCGAUAUGAUCAGUAAUUUUCCCGAUGAUAUCCUUCUAUACAUUUUAUCUUUUCUUCCAACCAAACAAGUUGUUGUAACCAGUAUUCUCUGCAAACGCUGGAAUCUUCUAUGGCGUUCAGUUCCCUCUUUCGAUUUCCACUAUGAUGACCUCUUUGAUUAUGACCAAGAAUUUGAUGACGACACUCAUUUUCUUAAGUUGGUGGACUCUUUUUUGCUUUGUCGUGAUACUGACCAACCCAUCCAUAGAUUUCGCCUCAAUUUUUCCCCUAACUUUUAUCAUCCUACAAAUAUCGUGCCUUGGGUCAAGGCUGCAAUCAAUGGUAGAGUUCAACAUAUGGACUUUCAUCUGUACUCGUUGAAUGUGUUGCCAUCUGUGGUGUUUAGCUGCAAAACUCUUGUAGUUCUCAAAUUGGCAUUUUUGAUAGUGGAAAAUAUUCACCUUUUUCAGUUGCCCUCACUUAAAAUUUUGCAUUUGAAUUAUGUUAAUUACUUACACUCAGAAGUUAUAGCUAUAGAUCUUUCAAAGCUUUUUUCUGGGAGUCCUAAUCUUGAGGACUUGGUAGUCAAAUAUACAUAUAUCUGUCAUGAGAGUAAGUUCAACAGAUUGCCCAAGUUGGUCAGAGCCAACAUCGAUGCGUUAGUUCCAACGGAAAUUGUUAAGAAUGUUGAAUUGAACAAUUUGCAGUAUACUGCGGAAUGGCCGCUUGAGGUCUUGGAAAUACUCAAGCAUUGUCCAAAGCUUCAAACUCUCGCUGUUUACAUUUAUAAUAAGGACCAUAUUUAUUCAUCUGAUGAAAGCCAUGAGGGAGAAGUAUGGCCAUACUCACAACCUGUUCCUCAAUGCAUUUCGUUAUACCUUAAAACCUGUAGGCUUGUAAAUUACAAGGGUACUAUAGAUGAGUUUCAGUUUGCAAGAUCUAUUAUGCAGAAUGCAAAGUAUUUAAGGACCAUGAAAAUAUGCGCGGACAUUGAUGCUAAUGAUGAGGAAAAACUUGAUAUGAUAAGAGAUUUAUCCUCAUGCGAGAAGACCUCAAAUUCUUUUACACUUUCAUUUGAAUAG